Molecule: messenger RNA, 939 nt
Organism: Nycticebus coucang (slow loris)
Lineage: Eukaryota; Metazoa; Chordata; Mammalia; Primates; Lorisidae
Product: olfactory receptor 8S1
Exons: 1
Coding region: 1-939 (312 amino acids)
Biological process (GO): G protein-coupled receptor signaling pathway
Cellular component (GO): membrane
Molecular function (GO): G protein-coupled receptor activity; olfactory receptor activity
Source: RefSeq, a predicted model, not a curated record
AUGGCCUUGGGAAACAACAGCACCGUCACAGAGUUCCUCCUCCUUGGGCUGUCUGCUGACCCCCAUGUCCAGGCUCUGCUCUUUGUGCUGUUCCUGGGGAUCUACCUCCUGACCAUAAUGGGGAACCUGCUGCUACUGCUGGUGAUCAGGACCGAUUCUCAUCUUCACACGCCCAUGUACUUCUUCCUGAGUCACCUCUCUUUUGUUGAUCUCUGCUUCUCUUCAGUCACGGUGCCCAAAAUGCUGGAAAACCUCCUUUCCCGGAGGAAAACCAUUUCAGUAGAGGGCUGCCUCGCUCAGGUCUUCUUUGUGUUUGUCACUGCUGGGACUGAAGCCUGCCUUCUCUCUGUAAUGGCCUAUGACCGCUAUGCUGCCAUCUGCCACCCAUUGCUUUAUGGACAGAUCAUGAGUAAACAGCUGUAUAUGUAUCUUGCAUGGGGUUCAUGGGGCCUGGGCUUUCUGGACGCACUCAUCAAUAUCCUUUUAGCAUUGAACAUGGUCUUUUGUGAGGCCAAAAUCAUCCCCCAUUACAGCUGUGAGAUGCCAUCUCUCCUCCAUCUGUCCUGCUCUGAUAUCUCUGGGAGCCUCAUUGCCUUGCUCUGCUCCACUCUCCUGCAUGGGCUAGGAACCUUCCUGUUGGUCUUCUUAUCCUACACACGCAUUAUCUUUACCAUCCUGAGCAUCAGCUCUACCUCAAGCAGAAGCAAGGCCUUCUCCACCUGUUCCUCCCACCUCACUGCGGUGAUACUUUACUAUGGCUCAGGUUUGCUCCGCCAUCUUCUGCCAAACUCAGGCUCCCCCCUGGAGUUGAUCUUCUCUGUGCAGUAUACAGUAGUCACGCCCAUGCUGAAUCCCCUCAUCUACAGCCUGAAAAACAAGGAAGUUAAGGAGGCCCUGAAAAGAACUUUGGAAAAAUAUUUUCAACAUAUCAGGUAUUGA